Molecule: messenger RNA, 719 nt
Organism: Lepus europaeus (European hare)
Lineage: Eukaryota; Metazoa; Chordata; Mammalia; Lagomorpha; Leporidae
Gene: FAM162A
Product: family with sequence similarity 162 member A
Exons: 5
Coding region: 74-541 (155 amino acids)
Biological process (GO): neuron apoptotic process; positive regulation of release of cytochrome c from mitochondria; cellular response to hypoxia
Cellular component (GO): mitochondrion
Source: RefSeq, a predicted model, not a curated record
CCGGUGACAUUGAGCGGCCCGGCGCCGCGCCGCCUGGCGAGGUGCUGCUGUGCUGUCGGCGGAGCAGGCGGCCAUGGGGAGCCUCCGCGGCCUGCGCCUGGCGGCAGGAAAUUGUUUUAGAUUAUAUGACAGAAGUGCUUCCUCCUCUCUAAGGCUCACCAGAAACUCCGAUUUGAAGAGAAUAAGUGGCUUUUGCACCAAACCACAAGAAAGUUCUAAAGCUUCAUCCAGCCCUUACAGCCACAGAGUGCCAUUGCACAAACCUACAGAUUGGGAGAGGAAGAUCCUCAUCUGGUCCGGUCGUUUCAAAAAGGAGGAUGAAAUCCCAGAGACUAUCUCGUUUGAGAUGCUGGAUGCCGCGAAGAACAAGCUCCGCGUGAAGGUCAGCUACGUGAUGAUCGCCCUGACGGUGGCAGGCUGCAUCUUGAUGAUCAUUGAGGGCAAGAAGGCCGCCAGAAGAAAUGAGUCUUUAACAAGCUUGAACCUGGAAAAGAAAGCUCGUCUGAGAGAAGAAGCAGCUCUGAAGGCCAAAACAGAGUAGCAGGGGAAUCCAUGUUUGGCUGGAUUCUGACAAUCCAGGAAUCAUGUUGCAGCACCAAGCCUAUGUUGAAAAGAAUGGGGGAUGAGGAGUCAUUUCAUAAAUACAUUUUGCACAGACUUAUACCAUUUCCGUAUUUCUGCUGUAGAGGUACAAAUAAAUUUUCUUGCAGAAUAACUUG